Molecule: messenger RNA, 1689 nt
Organism: Grosmannia clavigera kw1407
Lineage: Eukaryota; Fungi; Ascomycota; Sordariomycetes; Ophiostomatales; Ophiostomataceae
Product: RNA-binding protein
Exons: 1
Coding region: 1-1689 (562 amino acids)
Molecular function (GO): mRNA binding
Source: RefSeq, a predicted model, not a curated record
AUGCAUGGGUUCGAUCGCGACUUGGCCAAGGCCGUGGGCACGCCCUAUGCUCCCGCCUCCAACACAUCUCCCUUCACUUCCAUCCUCAUCCGCCACCUGCCGCCGGGCACAACGGAAGAGACUCUUCGCCUCAUGACCGUCUUCUCUAAGGACGUGACAUCUGUUCAGCUUGUGCCGGCUGAGCUUACUGAGGACCCCGGAUUCCGCUCUGCCAUCCUUUCUUUCGGCUCAGCGGAAGGUGCUCUUGAGGCAAAGAACAUGCUUGACGGAAAGAAGAACGUCACUAACGAUGCUACUCUGAUUGUCGAGCUCGUCCACAACGGUGGCCGUCGUUUCACCGCCGACAUGUCGACGACCGUGACCCCAGGCUCGUCUGUCGCCUCAUCGCGCGGCUCGAAUCGGUUCCCCUUCCAACCCUUCGAUAUGGGCAACGCUUACACCAACAGCGGCCUUUCUUCUGCUGCCGCUGCCGCCGUGACGCGUCCCCCGUCCGAUUUGGCUAACUCGGAGCCUGUUACUGCCACGCAGCAGAUGCAGAGCUUCUUCUCCACCCAGUCUCCUAUUGGCACCCACCGGAAAGAUGUCGCGCUUCAUACCGGCAAGGAUAUGAUCAAUGACGACAGCGUGUCCGACGACGAGACCAGAGAGCUUCUGAAGGAUCCCGUCGCAUAUGCCGAGAACGGAGGCGCUGCUGCUGCUGCCGCCGGCCCAAAUAUCUCAGCCAUGGGCGCCAACGGCCUGUAUUCUAUUUCUUCGCAGCCACGCCGUCCGACCCUGCCGCAAAUUCCAUCAUUCGCCGCGCACAUGGCUGCCCUGUCGCUCAACACGAGCAAUACGGGCCCUCCAGGCAACAUGUCGGCCUACGGACAGGUGACCAGCCCCUAUUCAACACAUCCCAACUCGAUAUCGCCGUCUUCCUUGGGCGGACCUGGGCCUGGACCUGUUCCGCAGCAGCAGGGCGGCAGCAGCUUCCACCCCCCGUAUCGUAACCACACCCACAACUACCCGGCUGCGAACCCGGCUGACCAGAAUCCGCCCUGCAACACGCUCUAUGUCGGCAACAUCCCCAUGGAUACGUCCGAAGAGGAGCUCAAGGCCUUAUUUUCGAAGCAGCGUGGCUACAAGCGUCUCAGCGUGCGCAGCAAGGGGAAUGGUCCCAUGUGCUUUGUCGAGUUUGAAGAUAUCUCAUUCGCCACCAAGACUCUGUAUGAGCUCUACGGUGCGGCACUCCGUGGCAGCACGAGGGGAGGAAUUCGGCUGAGCUUCUCGAAGAAUCCCCUGGGUGUUCGCUCCAACCAGCAUCCGGCUCAGAGCGCCGCAAAUGCCGUCUCGGCCAACAUGAAUAGCCCCAUGGGCGGUGUUGGUGCCAAUGGAUUUGCGGCGGCAAGCGGUCCUCCUCCGGGGCUUGCUGCACCGCCAGGCCUUCCCCCCUCCCGCGCGCCGUACAGCAACGCGUCGACACCUCUCUCGAACGGCGUACCUGGUCCAACCGUUGGCGGCCCCUCUGUGUAUGGCAACGGGUCUCCCCCCCCUGUCUACGGCGGUGCAGCUGGCUCGUCGGGCAACCCCUGGGCCGGCAAUGCGGCGCUCUAUUACAACCAUCCGAAUGGGAACGGCGCAAACGCAAACGGGUCAGCCAGCGUUGGUGGUGCAGCCUCCGGGUACCCGCCAUUUAUGAUGGGCAAAUAA